AGGAGACACCCAGGAUCACGUCAGGAUGAUCUUUGUUUUCCCUCCAGGUGUGGCAGGUGAGGCGGAGCUGCAGGUGAUCCAGCCUGAGAAGUCAGUGUCUGUCGCAGCCGGACAGACAGCCACUCUGCACUGCAGUGUGACCUCCCUGUUCCCCUUUGGGCCGGUUGAGUGGUUCAGGGGAACAGGGCCAGCCCGGGAGUUAAUCUUCAGUUUCAGAGGAGGCCGCUACCCCCGAGUGACAAAUGUUGCAGAUACCACAAGGAGAAACAGCACGGACUUUUCCAUCCGCAUCAGUAACAUCACCCCAGCAGACGCUGGAACCUACUACUGUGUGAAGUUCCAGAAAGGGAGCCCUGAUGUGGAGUUUAAGUCUGGACCAGGCACUCAACUCAUAGUGAGUGCCAAACCCUCUCCCCCCGUGGUGUCGGGUCCCACGGCCAGGGCCUCGCCUGAGCAGACAAUGAACUUCACCUGCAACUCCCAUGGCUUCUCCCCCAGAAGCAUCACCCUGAGAUGGUUCAAAAACGGGAAUGAGCUGGCAGCCUCCCAGACCACCGUGGACCCAGAGGGAAACAGCACUUCCUACAGCGUCUCCAGCACAACCAGGCUGGUGCUGGCCCCGGGGGACGUUCGCUCCCAGGUCAUCUGCGAGGUGACCCACGUGACCCUGCAGGGUCCUCCUCUUCGUGGGACUGCCAACUUGUCUGAGGUCCUCCGAGUUCCGCCCACCUUGGAGGUUUCCCAGGAACCCGUGGCAGGGGACCACGUGAAGGUCACUUGCCAAGUGAAGAAGUUCUACCCCCAGCGCCUACAGCUGACCUGGCUGGAGAACGGAAACAUGUUCCGAACAGAAACGGCCUCGACGGCCUUGAUGGCCUCGAACCUCAUAGAGAACAAGGAUGGGACGUUUAACUGGACGAGCUGGCUCCUGGUGAACUCAUCCGCCCACAGGGAAGAUGUGGUGUUUACCUGCCAGGUGCAGCAUGACGGGCGGCCUGCGGUCACCAAAAACCAUACCCUUGUGGCCUCUGCCCCCCAGAAGGACCAGGACCCAAGGCUAUCUACUCCACUCCUGGUCGCUGUCACCCUGGGCCCAAAGCUGCUGCUUCUCAUCAUGGUCUCUGCCAUCUUUGCCCAUAAGAAGCAAGGGCCUGCCUGUCCUACCUUCCUCCCCUGCUACAUGCCACCCUCAGACUCUGCUGCCUGCUCCAUUCCCUGAUGGGCCCAGCCUAAGAGAAGGAACAACUAGAAGCUUCCACAAUUCUGCCCCAAAGGCCUUGCUCCCCCCUGAGACCCACCUGCCCACAGCUCCUGCUGCUCCUUCUCAGAGUCCUUGAUGCCCCAGAGCUGGGUCUUCAUACCAGGUCCUCAGCAGAGGCCAUGGGAACUUGCUCUGGGGACUGAUGCAUGGAUCUCUGCCUGAAAUGUGAGAAACAAGUCACAUCUACACGGACCAGGUAUCUCUCAUCCAUCUCCUGGGGACCAUGGCCAUGAACUACACACUCAUGUCCAUGUUCUCAGGAGUUAUUCCUGCCAAGCCCCAGCCUCCCCAGCCUUGGUGAGGUUCUCCAUUGGGUCUUAAAUAGAAUGCAUCCCAACCUGGUUUGCAGAGGAGAAAUGAUUCUCCUUCUUUGCCUACAUGUGCUACUCACAGUCCCGGAGGGAAGAUUCCCUCCUCCCUGUGAUGGGAACACUGCUCUUCUGUCCCCUUCAUCCUUCCCGACCCCACUGCUCGUGUAUUCUAGUUGGCAGUCCAGAAGCCUGGAGCCAUCCUUAAAAUUCUUUCUUUAUAUCCCACAUUCAAGUCUGCCUUCAGAAUGCUGUGUUCAGUGGUGAGAUGGUAUACAUGAAACAAUCCACUCUCAGAAAGGAAAGAAGCCUGACUAGUGGUGCUUGUGGACUUCUGUGGUGUCAACACUCCCAAUGUGACCAAUUACAAGCUAACAGUGUUUAACAACUCACUUGCAAAAUUCCUGAAAAGCCUCUCAGAAGUGAGUGCAAGGCUCCUCCCACACCCCAGUGAGCUCCACCCAGAAUCUACACACUGCUCACUCCCAGGGCUGCUCCCUGGUCUCAGCCACCAGCAUCCCUUCCUGGACUAUUGCUUUUUCUCUAACAGGCUCUCCAGUUUCAGCCACAGUGAUUCUAUGGAAAUGGAAGUCAAACUGUGUCUCUCCUCUGCUUCUUCCCCCUACGAACCGGCAUGGCUCAUCUCUCCCUCUUUCAAGCUCUGCUGACAUGUCACUUUAUUAAAAGUCCCUUCCAUAAACCACCCUACAUAAAAUAUCAGUUCCUCUCUCUCACUCUGUGUUCCCACAGCUCAUAACCUAAUUAGAUUGUUUCCCUAGAACUUAUGAUUAGCUGACAUGAUAAGUGGAGGCAGUUUUCACUUUGCACAAUAGUGCAGGAUAGAACAAUGAUGGUGUAGCUGAAACCAUGCAAAGUGAUCUCAACAAUCAGUGGGAGUUAACAAUUUUUCUAUGACUUUUAAAAACUUUUUUUCAAAACACAAAAACUCUCCAACUGUCAAUUAUGAAUGUAUAGGAAAAAAAAAAACAAUAGACCAUUAUUUAUUUGGUGUACUGUCAUCUCAAAUAUUAGAAACACGGAAAAGGUAAGCAUUUAAUUUUUUUGUAAAGACUCAUCAAGAAUAGUUUGCACAGUGCUUACCUUCUUCUGAUCGCAAAGUUGACCAUAUAGACCAGUAUCUGAAUUACCUCACUCCAGUCUCAAAUAGGAUCAGCAUCCAACAUUCUAUCCCUUGCACUUUCAAUGUUGUGAAACCCUUACAAUAUUAAUUUGAAUAUUUCUGGUGUCACAUCCUCUGGGACAGUUUCACCCCCCCUCCCCAUCUUGUUCUCCAGUGAGGUGGUAAGAUUGCCUCACUCUGCUCCUGUGGCUGCAUAUCCACAAUCUGGGGACCAGAAUCCCAGUCACCAUUCCCAUGGCAGCUAUGCCUUCAUGAGCCCCACUCACAUUCAGUUUGAACUUCACCUCCAGUCUCAUCUCUUCUCAUUUCUACAUCACACUUUCAGCUUUGUGCCAAUUCCCUUUUGCCACUAUUCACUUUUGUACAAUGUCCCCUGGGUUCCUCGCUGGGAGACCAGGAGACAACACAACCACCUGCAUUGCUGUCUGUGGGAAAGUGAGUAACGGAGUCACAGAGAACCACCACUACAGGCUUUGAAAGAUGUGAUGCUUACUUAUGGGGAUGAGCACCCGUUAGUCGUAUAGGGAUUGGUGGCCUGAAGAAGAGCUGGCAGCAAAGUUUGUACUUGAUGCAAUUGCUCAUGGAAAAUUCCUCAUGGUAAAUGAAACUGGAAUCACGUGUUGGGGGACUGAUGUUAUUUAACUGACCUAUGGCAACUAAAUUCGUGCACAUCAACACCAUGCAAACUGAGAACUGCCUGUUGUGUGUGCUUGUCUCUUCCUCAAAUAGGAUGUGGACUCUGACAGAGAAGGGACUGUCUGUGUCCGCAGUUGUCAGAACAAUGACAGCCAUGAGUUUGGCCAUCAUAUUUUAAAAAAAUAAAUUGGGGACUACUUCAUUGAAAACAUCAGUUUCUACCAGAUGUUGGAUAUUAAAAUACCAUUUCACUUCGUUCAAAGCUGGUACAUGUACCUAAAACCGUUUCAUUAAAUACUACUCUCACUUCUUUGUGUUUAAAAGUUCUAUCAGAAAUUCAUAUGCUCCAGAAAGUAAGCAAGUGGAUUUUCAAAAAAUGAAACAAUAACCCACUGAUUGGAGUCUGUCAAACAGAUACAGGAACCUCCUGGAAGAGCUCCCACUGGCCAAGGUGCAAGAGUUUGAGCAACAAAUAAGUGAUGUCUGGUUCUGCUCUGGUCUGAAUGUUCUUGUCCCCACAAAAUUCAAGUGUGAGAAUCCUCAAGCCCACGUGACGGUGUUAGCCGGUGUGGCCUCCAGAAGGUGAGGAGGGCAUGAGUGCUCCACCCUCAUGAGUGGGAUGAGCUCCUAGAGAAGAGGCCCCCCAGGGUUUCCCAGUCACUUUGGCCACAUGAGGACACAAGGAGAAAUCUGUAGAUGGCCCUUUCCCAACCGGGCUGGCUCCAUGAUUUCAGACUCCAGCCUCUACAACUAUGAGCAAGAGCUUUCUUUUGAUUAUUAGCCACCCAGUCCGGGAUACUUUGUUGUAACUGCAUGAAUGUCUAAGACUGAUUAUAACCGCUCACGUAAAAUAAAUAUCUUUGAGCCCAUAUUGAUAUAAAUUAAUAACUGAAUAAAUUACUAAAUUGAGAAGAGAAGAUGUCCUGUGCAGAGAAGUCCCAAAUGAUGUAUGUGGAUACUUCACUUAAGGAGGGGAUCCUAACUGACCACUCCUGGAGUGUAGGCACUUGUGGUGAUUCCCCUCCAAAGAGGAGAGAAUGGAAAGGAGGGAAAAAAAGUAACUACAGAGGGGACACCUGACAAAUACAGUGCAGCCAGGUGAUCACGAGUUCACCAACAAUCAUAAACCACUGCCACAGUGUGUAUCCUGGAUUAAUGUGAUGAAAGCGGUACUUUUCCUCUGUGACCUUCCUCUCCAAACCCAUCACCGCAGUCUGCUUAUGAGAUAAGGAUCCUACAGAUUACAAUGAGGCACAUUCCACGAUAUAGGUGAGCAGCAGUCCUCAAAACUGUCAGGCCAUCACAAGCCAGGAAUGUCUGAGAAGCUGUCACAGCUGAGAGGAGCCUAAAGAGACAUGACAAGUAAAUGUAAUGUGGUAAUCUGCAUGGAAUUCUGGAACAGAAAGGGACAUGGGGUAAAAACUAAGGAAAUCCUUUCAGGACUGAAUUUAUUUCUCCAAAGUUCAAAUGUUGAAAUCUGAAAUCCAGCGUGAUGGGAUUUGGAGGUGGGGUCUUUGCAGAUAAUGAGGUCAUGAGGGUGGAGUCCUCAGGAAUGGGAUCAUUGUCCUCACAAAAAGAGACUAGCCAGCCAGCUCACCCCAUCCACCAUGCGAGAAUACAAGUAGUUGGCGGUCUGCAAUUGUAAAGCGCGUUCUCAUCACAAUCCAAGCAUCCUGGCACCCUGAUUUCAGACUUCCAGCCUUUGGGACCUUGCGAACUAAGUUCCUGUUGUUUCAAGGCAUCUGGUUUAUGGUGUUUUAUUAUAGCAGCCCAAGCUAAGACAAAAUCAAAAUAAACUAUGUAUUUUGGUUCAUAAGGAUGUACCAAUAUUGGUUCAUUAACUAGAACAGAUGCACCAAAUUACUGUAAGAUGCCAAUAAGAGAGAAAACUGUAUUCAGCUAUAUACUGGAACUCUAUACUAUUGUCCCAAAUUUCAUCUAAAUGUAAAACUGUUCCAAAAAAGUAACUCUAUUUAAAACAAAAUGUCAACAUCCUGUCCUCAGCUCAAUGUCUGCCUCUUAUGCCCCUUUGGGGGACAAGGCAAAGAAAUGUGUGGUGGAGAGAUUUCCGUGUUUCUAUACCCAGGUUUUAUGUCACUUCACAAGUCUGAGGUUCCUUCUCUUCUUUCCUCUGUCCCCUGCUAGAGCUCACUCCAGAGCCAGGCACUCAGAGAUUCA
Messenger RNA from Mirounga angustirostris (Northern elephant seal), 5524 nucleotides. Its product is annotated as signal-regulatory protein beta-1. The transcript is spliced from 5 exons. Gene Ontology annotation, biological process: positive regulation of phagocytosis; positive regulation of T cell activation. Bases 26 to 1219 code for a protein of 397 amino acids. The record is from RefSeq and is a predicted model, not a curated record. NCBI's taxonomy places the organism in Eukaryota, Metazoa, Chordata, Mammalia, Carnivora, Phocidae. Gene Ontology annotation, cellular component: plasma membrane.